CUAAGGGGGAACUCAGAUGCGGCGGCCUCGCUAGAGCCUAGAACAGAGGAGAGCUGAAGGGGACCAUGUGACACUCCUCCUGACCCCCCCUGGACCCACACAGGAACCAGAGGCCUCAGAUGAGGAAACUGAGGCCUGGAGAGGACCGGGAAGCUGUCCAAGACUCCUUGCACAUGCACCAAUGCCUGACUUUCUCCUUCUCACUCCUCUCAUAGUGACUCCCAGCCAACCCUAUAAGAGAAAACAUAAGGGAACUGGCUUUGCCUGCUGAAUUUGAUUUUUAUUCAAAGCCCUGGGUUCAUGCUCAGCUUUCCCGGGUCUUCAUGGACGUGUUCAGCCAAGGCCAUUAUUUCUGGGCUCUCACAGGGUCUCUGGGCAAAUCGUGUCCUGCUUUUGACCUGGUGCCAGCUGCCUGAUCGGGACAGCAGGGCUGGAAGGGCUGGAGCCAUUGAGGCUUGCCAUCACCCGCUUUACCGAGGAGCUAACUGAGGCAGCAGCCUUGGAGUUAUGGCCAGUCCUGAGCACCCUGGAAGCCCUGGAUGGAUGGGACCCAUUGCCCAGUGCGCGACAGGGACUGAGCAGGAAGCAGCAGCCACUGGCCCAGACCUCCCAUGUCCAGGACCUGAUGAACACUUAGACAGACCCAGCCAUCUCCCCGAGUGCACCGAGCCGGUGCAAGUGCUUAAGGGUGCCGUCCCUCCAGACACCCCCGGCGGCCCCAGCCCCAACUCCAGCAUGACCACCGGGGAGCUGCAGGAGUACUGGCGGAAGGAGAAGCGCGGCUGGAGGCGCGUCAAGCUGCUCUUUGAGGUCGCGUCGGCCCGCAUCGAGGAGAGAAAAGUCUCCAAGUUCGUGAUGUACCAAAUCGUCGUCAUCCAGACAGGGAGUUUUGACAGCAACAAAGCCGUGCUGGAGCGGCGCUAUUCAGACUUUGAGACGCUCCAGAAAAACCUCCUCAAGACGUUCAGGGAAGAGAUCGAGGACGUCGUCUUCCCCAAGAAGCACCUGAUGGGCAACUUCACGGAGGAGAUGAUCUCCGAGCGCAAGUUGGCCUUCAAGGAGUACCUGAGCCUGCUCUACGCCAUCCGCUGCGUGCGGCGGUCCCGCGAGUUCAUCGAUUUCCUAACCCGGCCGGAGCUCAGGGAGGCCUUUGGCUGCCUGCGAGGCGGUCAGUACACCAGGGCCCUGGACAUCCUGGUGCGCGUGGUGCCCCUGCAGGAGAAGCUGACCGCCCACUGCCCCGUAAUGGUGGUCCCCGCCCUCUGUGCCAUGCUGGUGUGCCACCGUGACCUUGAACGCCCUGCUGAAGCCUUUGCGGUGGGUGAGAGGGCCCUCCAGUGCUUGCAAGCCCGGGAGGGCCAUCGCUACUACGCCCCCCUGCUGGACGCCAUGAUCCGCCUGGCCUACACGCUAGGCAGAGACUUCAUUUCGCUGCAGAAAAGGCUGCAGGAGAGCCAGCUCCGGAAGCCCACCCCCUGGGGCCUCACCCUGAAGGAACUCACCGUGCGGGAAUAUCUGUACUGAGCCCCUCCGGCAGGCGGGCUGGAGACUUGGGGUCACCGCUGCUCGGUGGGCGGUUUGGGGUUCACAUUUUAGUGGGCAGAGCCACGUUGGACCCUAGGUUGCUGGGUGACCUUGGACAAGUCCUUCCUCUGGCCCUCCGUUUCCCCAUCUUUGUUGAACAGAGGUCCCUCGGGGCAUCCCUGGAAGCCUCCGCUCGAGUCCUGUGUCCCUUUGAUGCCAGGUUCACCUCAUCUCAAAACCACGAACCCAGCAGCUGCCCAAAUGCCAGAGAGUGAGAUCCAUCUUUCUGGUGCUUUUGCAGGUAGCUGGAGGGGAGGUUGACAUUGCACGCCACGGACAGAGCUUAACCCAUCUCGUACAACAGCUCUCUCCAGCUGUCCUCUCUUUCCUCUCUGCUCCUUCUCCCCGACCUUGCCUGCAGAUAUCCCCACCGUUAUCCUAAAUAUUCCAGCUCUUCCCUCUUAGCGUGUAAACCUGACUCGCAAAACAAAAGCUCAUCCACUGCUCCUCAAGGCCAACUUUGUCCCUAAGAUGGGGUGUAUGGGACGCUUUGAAGGGCGGAGGGACACUGGGCUAGAACGUAAUCAUGUCAUAAGAUUCUAUGAAACGAGGCAUUUUUAGGAAGGGAAGUUGCCCACGAUUCUCUGGUUAGGAUUAUGCAACUCGUUGCCGGGUUGGGUUUUCAUUUAUGGGCAACUGGCCCCCAAACAGGCUCCCUGAGUUAUGUAGACACAGCCCUGAAGGGAGGUGGGGUGAUACACAGUGGGACCUCUGGGUAGGACACUGAUUGAAUGCUUAACACCUCCCCAUUGAGGACCAAUGUUCUUGGAACCUCUGUGCCGGAUGGGGAUGCCCUUGGCCGAAGUCUGCUUUCAGGAGAGGACACCGAGAGCCCAGAGUGGAGGGGAGUCUGGACCCAGAACCCAGGCUCGACACUGGUCCUGAAGCUGAUGGUACAGGCUGGUUUGGGCCAAUGUGUGUUUGCGGCUAGAAGUCCCUGGAGACCUAAACCAUCUGCUUGAACUUAUCAGAGCAAAAGAAAGAGGCUGUAACCUGGACCCGUAAUGUGGGGCACCAGCCUGGCCCGUGCGAGGAUCUGGCUCCGCACGGGGAUCACAGUGGCCGUGGACGGGCAUCCGCCAAGCUGCACCGGAACGUGUUCAACCGCGACACCGUGUGGCGGCAGCUGUAGCGGCCCGAUCAGGCUCUGGCCUCGAGGCUAGAAACAUCUGAUGAUACCUGGGGACAGAGAAAGCUUCAAGUCCCUCAAUUUACGCAGGGAGGACACUUUGAAUGGGAGAUGCCAGGCUUCUCGAAAAUCUGGGCGUGUGGGAAAUUACAGUGUUAAGUGGAAAUGCAAAGGGCCGUGACUCUACCUGUCGUGCUGAAGAAGACCGUACUGAUGUCGUGAGUCAUUUCGUCCAAUGGGAAAUGCCAUCAACUAUAAGGUGCACCAGAUAUUCACUCAGAAGGAAAAUAUGGCCAACACGGGGAGUGUGAUAGGAGUUUCCAGCAAGAAGCUGGGAGAGCAAAGACUUAGCUCCCAAUGUAAGAAACCUGCUUGGGAGAAAGGACGAUCAGGAAAUGCGAGAAUCAAAUUUGGCACCAGGUGGGGGGUGGCAGUCUUCCUCCUAGAACUUGAACUGUGAGCGUUAGGGUCUGAACACAUACAAUGUGGUCCAAAAUACUUCAUGCAGAGAGGUCACCGUGAAGUGGCCUCAGAGGCAGGUGCUCUAGGUCCCCGACACCUCAGAAAGUAGGUUCUCUCUGAGGGAAGUCAACAUCGAGUCAGGCCAACAGAGAGUGUAAGGUGCCAUUGACAGAGGUGCUGAAAUGUGGGAUGGGGGGCAGAAUGUGUCUCAAAAUCACAUAUAUAUGUGUGUAGUAUAGAGGGAGAAAUUUUUUAAAAA
This is a messenger RNA of Lynx canadensis (Canada lynx), 3434 nucleotides long. RefSeq names its product sorting nexin 20 (gene SNX20). Lineage: Eukaryota; Metazoa; Chordata; Mammalia; Carnivora; Felidae. Gene Ontology annotation, cellular component: early endosome membrane. Gene Ontology annotation, molecular function: phosphatidylinositol phosphate binding. Gene Ontology annotation, biological process: protein transport. Bases 508 to 1524 code for a protein of 338 amino acids. The transcript is spliced from 5 exons. The record is from RefSeq and is a predicted model, not a curated record.